This is a messenger RNA of Glarea lozoyensis ATCC 20868, 1146 nucleotides long. RefSeq lists its product as uncharacterized. NCBI's taxonomy places the organism in Eukaryota, Fungi, Ascomycota, Leotiomycetes, Helotiales, Helotiaceae. The record is from RefSeq and is a predicted model, not a curated record. Bases 1 to 1146 code for a protein of 381 amino acids. The transcript is spliced from 7 exons.
AUGUCUUCUACAUCUUACGAGGGCCUAAUGGCAUUGAGCAGUUGUAUGCUGGGCUUGUCAACAAUUUCUGUGGCCUUGCGGUUUUGGGUGCGAACGAAGCAGAAGGCUUCAUACAAAGCCGAUGACUGGUUCAUGGUUCCAAGUCUUCUUUUGCUGAUUGGUGCCAUAAGCUGCGCAUUAUGGGGAAUGCAAAAGAAAGUUGUUGGGUAUCCCUCUCCUAAAGACCCAAAGGUUCUAGCCGCAACACAGCCGAUGACUUCAAAGCUCUACAUCACUUUCCAGAUAUUUCUUGUUCUGACUCUCGGCUGCAUUAAGGCCAGCGCCCUGUUCUUCUACUAUCGAAUUUUCUGUGUGUCCGGCCGCAGUCAGCUUUUCCGGAGCUUGAUCCUCGUUUCACUUACCAUAACGCUUCUAUGGACGAUCGCAUAUCUUCUUCUGACAGUUCUACAAUGUGGAACUCAUUUUGCUGCUUUGUGGGCUGUUCGAGCUGUCAAAAUCCAGUACUGCCAUAUAUCGUACCCGUACUUGUUGAGUUUUGCUAUUUCGGACUUUAUCAUGGACUUUUGGAUUAUUGUACUUCCACUUCCACAGAUAUGGCGUAUCAAGUCAACAGUUCAUCGCCGAGUGGGUGUUUCGGCAAUUUUCCUCUUGGUUAUCGUUGGCUUCGCAGCGUGUAUCGCACGAAUGGUGGUAUAUGUGCAGAUUAAUGCCAUGGGACCAAAAGCAAAACUUGAUGCUAGACUGGUCAACUCCAAAUCAAUCUACCUCUCAAUACUCGAAGUCGGACUCAGCUGCAUAGCAGUGAACCUUCCAUCAUUAUGGUUCCUCGUUACCAAAAUCAAACCCGAAGACAUCCUUCGUAGUGUACGCAGCAUCAUAUCCCUUCAAUCUUUCCGCUCCACCGGAUCUCACGACAGCAAGAUUCCUGGUACUAGCAAGUCUGAUAAUUACGUGCAGGUGGAAGACAAGAAUGCGAGUCUCCAAAGUUCCUCAAAUGGUCAUCUUGCGAGGCCCGACGCGAUACAUAUUGAGACAAAGGCGGUUCAUGAUGUUGAGAGCGAUGCUGGAGAGCAGCCGGUGGAUGUUCAUGUCAAGAAGAGCUUUUACCAGAGCUCUGAGCAUGUUUAUGGGAAGGAGAUACUGUAG